AUGACGGCUUUGCUUGAUAGCCUUUGGCUGGGCUUCGUCGGCUUCUCUCCAUGCUUGGCGGGUUUGGCCCUCCUGGUGGUGUGCUCGUGGUCUCUGAGGCUUCACCCUCGGAAGGUCCUCGACAUAGGUUGGCGGGACUUGAUGGUCGCGUUCACAUCGUUCACAUCGUUCACGCGGAGAAGUCGGGACCGCACCACCUUGGAGCGCAAGAUCGGUGAGUGCUAUGCUCCGUCCGAGGCAUCUGAGGUGCUUGUGACGCUCUCGGUGAGAUCGGCAUUCGACAUGCUUCUGUCAGCAUUGGCUUUGCCGAAGAAUUCCGAAGUUCUCUUUCUCCCAGGCAUCACCAUCCCUGGGAUGGUUCAGCUUGUCGAACAUCAUGGGUUGCAGCCUGUAGGCCUGGACCCACCAAAGCCCACCCAGAUGCUUCCCCCCAAGCUGGCACCCUUUGUGACGCCGCGAACCCGCAUCUUGGUGAUCACCCACCUCUUCGGAACCAUCCACAAAGCCGGGCACCUCAUCCGGGAGGCGAAGGAGCUGGGAAUCCUAGUGGUGGAAGACGGUGCGCAGGCCUUCAUGGGCAGCGUCUUGCCCGAGAAGCGCUCCGCGGCUUGCCCUUGGCCCAUGGGCUUUCGGGGGCACGAGGCUUCCGACGUGAUCUUCUCGAGCUUUGGCACCAUCAAGACUUUGACCGCCUUGGGAGGUGGCAUCGCCCAGGUCCGCGACGCCCAGCUCCGCGGGAAGAUGCGGGAGAUCGCGGCCUCCUGGCCCCGGCGCAGCCGCAGGCAGCGCCUCCUCUCCAUCAUUCGGGCGGCCUUGCUGAGGAUCUUGACCACGCCCAUCCCUUACGGGAUCGUGGAAGCCCUGAUUACAACAUUGGGGUUCAACUUUGACCACCUCAUCGUCUCCUCCGUUCGUGGCUUUGGUAAGUUGGAAGAGAUCCGGCAGAAGCCAGCGACGGAGCUUCUGGAGUUACUCCUUUGGCGCCUACAACGUCAGCAGAUGGCUGCUUUCAAGGAUCCGUCAAUGCAGUCUUCCGUGAGCAGGCGCUGUCGGAAUGCCAAUGUAGUCAUCAGUCGCCUCGAGAAGGAAGGCAUCGAGUUUGUGUCAAAAGGAGACGGCACCAACAGCUGGUGGCUGCUGCCCAUUCUCUCCGAUGACCCGCAAGGCUUGGCGAGUGAGAUGGUGGCUCGUGGCUUUGAUGCCACCAGCACCACUACUCAGCUGCAGCGAGUCGUCACGGCCGCAACAUCGAAGGAGCAGGCGCUGAUCCCGUCCAGCGGCCAGGACUCUUGUGAUUGCAUGUAA
Molecule: messenger RNA, 1305 nt
Organism: Symbiodinium natans
Lineage: Eukaryota; Dinophyceae; Suessiales; Symbiodiniaceae
Source: the annotation of a GenBank genome assembly